Molecule: messenger RNA, 4131 nt
Organism: Micropterus salmoides (largemouth bass)
Lineage: Eukaryota; Metazoa; Chordata; Actinopteri; Centrarchiformes; Centrarchidae
Gene: stom
Product: stomatin
Exons: 8
Coding region: 128-1015 (295 amino acids)
Cellular component (GO): plasma membrane
Source: RefSeq, a predicted model, not a curated record
UACAAGUCAAGAUUUAGGGAACAUCUCUCCCGCAUCAGCAGCCAGCUUGCAGCGACCCUAUCACUCCAGUAGACACGGUGCGACAACUGCUUGCGGUCACUAUUAGAUAUUGUAUUUGGCCUCCACUAUGGAUACCGACAACGAAGAAGUUACAAUGAAAGAAUCCAAAAGACGACAACGCCAGUCGGGUUCAAGCAGACAUGGUUUACAUGAUAUUGAAGCUUUGGAGAAUGCAGACUCUGACAUUGGCUUGUGUGGCUGGCUGCUGGUCGGUCUCUCCAUUCUUCUCAUGCUGGUUACUCUGCCCAUCUCCAUAUGGAUGUGCAUUAAGAUUGUGAAGGAGUACGAGCGAGCCAUUAUCUUUCGCCUAGGGCGUAUUUUGCGAGGAGGAGCCAAAGGUCCAGGGCUGUUCUUCAUCUUGCCGUGCACUGACAGCUUUAUUAAUGUGGACAUGCGCACCAUCACCUUUGACAUCCCACCGCAAGAGGUUUUGACCAAAGACUCCGUGACAGUCAGUGUUGAUGGUGUGGUGUACUACCGGGUCCAGAAUGCCACUCUGGCUGUGGCUAACAUCACUAACGCAGAUGCUGCCACCCGGCUGUUGGCCCAGACCACCCUGAGGAACGUCCUGGGUACCAAGAACCUGUCAGAGAUCCUGUCCGACCGUGAAGAAAUUGCACACAGUAUGCAGUCCACUCUGGACGUCGCCACAGAUGACUGGGGGAUCAAGGUGGAGCGGGUUGAGAUCAAAGACGUCAAGCUGCCCCUUCAGCUCCAGAGAGCCAUGGCUGCUGAGGCUGAGGCCAGCCGCGAGGCCAGAGCCAAGGUGAUCGCAGCUGAGGGAGAGAUGAACGCGUCGCGGGCCCUGAAGGAGGCCUCCCUGGUGAUUGCAGAGUCUCCGUCAGCCCUGCAGCUGCGUUACCUUCAGACCCUCAACACCAUCGCCGCCGAGAAGAACUCCACCAUCAUUUUCCCGCUGCCGCUGGAGAUGAUGCAGGGGUUCAUCAAACGCUGAGGGGAGGGGGGAGUCUCAAAACACAUAGUCCACACAACCUGCAUCACUUACACUCACACACAUUCAUAAUCAUAAAAAAAGAAAACUCCAACACAAACUAACUAAUCAUUUUCUAUCAACUGGAUUUUUGGUUACUUCAUUCCAAAUUGCCGUUUGGUUGUAAAAAUAUUCUUUAAGAUUAACCAGACCGCUUAAGUAGACACACGGUUGCGUUGCUGUCUUUUUGGCCGAACAGCCAAUCAGAACAGCUCUCUGUCAUCUGCUGCCUAUACAGCAUGCUCAGUCAGUGAAACAGCUGUAGAGGAGGGUCAGCUAGAGCCCAAAGCAAAAACUGCAGCAGGCAGCUUGGUGUGUCCGCCAAGAACUGACCACUGACUGAAUUCAUUUUGUUAAAGUGAGAACAGCUACAGUGCAGCAGGUGGUUUAGCUUUAAUCCUGCAGUUUCAUUUAUUUACAUUUCUAUAUGCUACAAAUGUAGACAGCAGGCAGGGUUCUCCGACUGUCAAAAAGAAUAGAAGUAGAAGCCAAAACCACGUCAUCUGUUUUACAGACAUUUUAAAGGACAGUGCCUGCUGGAUAUGUGGCCUUACAGUUUUGCGCGCGCACACACACACACACACACACACACACACACACACACACACACACACACACACAGAUAAAUAAAUAAAUACUUAUUGGCUAUCUAAUAUCUCCUAAUAUUGUGGUGCUAUUUGAACCACUGCCAGCAUCAUAGUGCUGCGAUCAAGUUGUACCUAAAAUUAUGAUAACUUUAGACGUUAGCUGUGCCAUUGCAUGUUUUCACAGAAUUUUUGGUCAGAACUCAUUCCAACCUCAGCAUUAAACUUAAAUUGUAAACUUGAUGGUUCAUACACCACGACAUACAGUAUAUGUUCUACUGUACUUAACCUGCUCCACUCUGGUUCUUCACCUUCAUCGGAAGAGAGAAAGAAAGAAACGCAAGCAAUUUACUGAAAUUGCCGUAUAUUUUAGUGGUGGGAGUCUCUAGGCACUGAUUCAAUUCCGAUGGAUUGGAGAGCUACAAAUCCAUGAUUAAAUGGUUAUCAAUGCAUCUUGAUGCAUCAAAAUAUUUGAUUUCUAAACUUGAUUUAUUUUUUGCUCAUGUGUGACUACUUGCUACUUUUAAAGAUUAGGUAUUAUGCAAAUUUUCAGGUUCAAAAUCUUAUUUAGGGGUUGUACCAGAACAGGACCAAUAAAAUACUACUACAGGGCUACUUCCUGUCGGCACCAGCGUCUACUGCUCAUGAUCGCGCAGCAUAACCAUGGUUUAAUGACCUAGAGCAACGGCAGAAAUACCGUAAUUCUGGUAGCACCACCAAAAAGUCAGCCCACCUGUCAAAACACCAAUGCAGUGUCACUCAUGGCCAAAUAGUUAUUAAUUAUUAUUAACAUUCAACAGGUGGCCACAAUAAUAUUUCUGCGGAUGACUUGACUUUUCUACAUUGAGACAAAAUUCAAGAGCGAAUUGCGAUGCAUCUAAAACUCAAAUUGCUUCAACCCCGACGCCUAGUUAAUAUGGUGUAUAAACAUACUGACGAUGAGUCCAUGCAAAAGCUGCAAUGAUUGAUUUGGUUUGCUUUAUCACAAUACUGAGCCAGCACGAGAGGUAGGCAGCAAUCCUAAAAGAGCCCCUUCAGAGAGUAGGGAUUGGCCAGAGUGACAUACAAGUAAUAAUACAUAAACACACACACACUUUACUUUCUGUUAAACAAACACCUUUUCUCCGGUUGCCAAUACUUUUGUCUAAACUAAAACUUGUUAGACUGAAACGCUGGAUGUUACUUCUACAUGUUUACAGUACGCUUUCUAUUCAUACACAGUACAUGUUGUAUUUACAAGGGUAGACAAAAUAUUAGGAGCACCUCAGAUUACCAUAGCGUGGACCCUCUGACAAACAAAGUGAACAUUAUCAGCUACACAGGUCGUUUGGUGGGUGGUGAUGGCGCAAUAGAUAAGACUAUGCCUUUGGUGUGAGAGACCUGGUUCAAUCCACCAAUGUGUCCCUGAGCAAGACAGUUAACCCCUAGUUGCUCCAGAGGCGUGCGACCUCUGACAUGUAUAGCAAUUUUAAGUUGCUUUGGAUAAAAGCAUCAGCUAAAUGAGUAAAUGUAUUGUGUAUCUUGUACGGCUGUUGGUUGCAUUUUGUCCACCCUCCGGCUGGCUUCACUGCUUAGGAGAAACCGGGACUGUUAGAAAGAACCUUAUCGCAAAUCUUUUCAGCCAAAAGCCUUAACUUACUGCCAUCAGUUCAUUUAAUAUCACAUUUCUAUGCACUUCCCAAUGAAAAAAAAACUAAAGAUUUUAUUUACCUAUUUUUUUUAAACAACAGUAUUUUAUCACACAGACUCUUUCUGGGUGUAAACGAACAAGCCAAAUAAUUACAACUCUUUGUAUCUAUCUUACAACUGACAUGUAGUUCUAUAUAUUUUUCUCCUUUUGACAUAUGAAGGACAUGUAAGUGUUGAUAAAUAUACAUUACAGUAUCUGGUGAAUGUCUGACUUAGCAGUGUUACUGUUUGUGUUUAUAUACACACACAUUCUGUAUAUAUAAUCAUAGUCCUGUAAAGUUUAAAGUAUUGCUGUGGCUUUUCUUUUGUUAUUGAGUUCAAAGGCUACUACAUCUGUUUAUUUCAUUUAUUGCUGUUGACCCAUGGUGAGUAAACUUGACUUUAACAGAUACUUUGUUAUAGAAGAAAGGAGAGGCUUUCACAUAUGUACACCCACAGCACAACAACAUUAUGCUGAUGAGCCCCGAGCAGCUACUCUGUGAGGUUUUCACCAGUAAUUUGUGGUUGUUGUGUAUAGUCAACUUUCACAGGCAGUAUUUGUGUUCAGAGAACAUACUUUGUCAAGCUCACUUCUCUUAUCAUUUUGCUUUCACGCAAAGGACAAACCAUGCUCAUUAAACUGAAGUAAUAAUUUCUGAUUCUGUCUUGUAAAACUCAUUGUCAUAUUAUUUUUAUAUUACAUUUUAUUCAGAAUUUUAGUUUUUGCAGCAAUAUUUUUUAUACAGUUUGCUAAUGUUUGAUAUGGGUUUAUCUUGAAUAUAAUAGCCUACGUAUGAGGACUUUAAAUAAAGACGCUAUCAAAAAGCA